Messenger RNA from Trichomonas vaginalis G3, 1674 nucleotides. Its product is annotated as ankyrin repeat and SOCS box-containing protein 4 family. Lineage: Eukaryota; Parabasalia; Trichomonadida; Trichomonadidae. The transcript has a single exon. Gene Ontology annotation, molecular function: protein binding. The record is from RefSeq and is a predicted model, not a curated record. The coding region runs from base 1 to 1674 and encodes 557 amino acids. Gene Ontology annotation, cellular component: cytoplasm; nucleus.
AUGGAUAAUGACUUAGAAAGAUUCAUCAUAUUUACUGAAAGAGAAGAUUUUGAUAAAAAUCAAAGUCUUGUUACUGAAUUAUAUCAAAAUCCUAUGAAAGAUUAUUCAUUGCUUGAAAUAUGUUGUUAUCAUGGAGCUGUUGAUUGUUUCAAAUUAUUAAGAUCGGAAUUUCAAUCAGAAAUCACUCCAAAAUGUCUUAGAUAUUCGUUUUUGUGUGGGAAUCAAGAGAUCAUGAGUGAAUGUUUGAAAUAUCAAACACCAGAUAAAGAAUGCAUGAGAUAUGCAAUUAUUUCACACAACAUUGAUUUUGUAACAUUUUUAAUGAAUGAGUUUAAUAUAAUGAUCAAUUUAGAUUAUUGCACGAUAUAUAAUAAUCUUGAUUCACUUUUAGUUUAUUUCGAUCAAACUAAUGAUGUUAACAAAUGCUUUAUAUAUUCAGCAAAGUUUGUCAUCCCAUCCCUUUGCGAAUAUUUCGUUUCACAUGGUGCAAAUGUCAAUGAAAAAGAUAAUGAUGGAACUACAGCUCUUCAUAUGGCAGCAUCUCGAAAUAGUAAAGAAACAGCUGAAUUUCUUAUUUCACAUUGUGCAAAUAUCAAUGAAAAAGAUAAAGAAGGGAGAACAGCUCUUCAUUUUGCGGCGGCAAGUAGUCAUAAAGAAACAGCUGAACUUCUUAUUUCACACGGUGCAAAUGUCAAUGAAAAAGAUAACGAUGGCAAAACCCCUCUUUGUUUUGCUGCAACAAGUAAUCGUAAAGAAACAGCUGAACUUCUUAUUUCACAUGGAGCAAAUAUCAAUGAUAAAAAUGAAUAUGGAGGAACAGCUCUCCAUAAUGCAGCAUAUAAUAAUCAUAAAGAAACAGCUGAACUUCUUAUUUCACAUGGUGCAAAUGUCAAUGAAAAAAAUAAAGAAGGGAGAACAGCUCUUCAUUUUGCAGCACAAUGUAAUCAUAAAGAAACAGCUGAACUUCUUAUUUCAUAUGGUGUAAAUAUCAAUGAAAAAGAUAAUGAUGGAAGAACAGUCCUUCAUUUUGCAGCAAAACAUAAUCGUAAAGAAACAGUUGAACUUCUUAUAUCACAUGGUGCAAAUAUUUAUGAAAAAGAUUACAAUGGUAAAACCACUCUUCAUUUUGCAGCGAUGAAUUAUACUAAAAAAACAGCUGAACUUCUUAUUUCACAUGGUGUAAAUAUCAAUGAAAAAGAUAAAGAAGGAAGAACCGCUCUUCAUAUUGCAGCACGAUAUAAUCAUAAAGAAACAGCUGAACUUCUUAUUUCACAUGGAGCGAAUAUUUAUGAAAAAGAUUACCAUGGCGAAACCGCUCUUCAUUUUGCUGCAACAAAUAAUCGUAAAGAAGCAGCUGAAUUUCUUAUUUCACACGGUGCAAAUGUCAAUGAAAAAGAUAAAGAAGGGAGAACAGCUCUUCAUUUUGCAGCAUAUAAUAAUCAUAAAGAAACAGCUGAACUUCUUAUUUCACAUGGAGCAAAUGUCAAUGAAAAAGAUAAAGAAGGGAGAACAGCUCUUCAUUUUGCAGCAUAUAAUAAUCAUAAAGAAACAGCUGAACUUCUUAUUUCACAUGGAGCAAAUAUCAAUGAUAAAAAUGAAUAUGGAGGAACCACUCUCCAUAUUGAUAAUUUUUGUAAGGAAAAAAGGUCUAAAAGAUUAUUUAUUUUUAAUUGA